AUGAGUGAAUAUAGUGCAAAUAAGAGUGCUGAUAGUUCUCCAUACUCAUAUUCAAACUGUUUUUUUAUAGCUGUAGCAGGUGGUAGUGCAAGUGGUAAGACAAGUGUUUGUUCAAGGAUAUACUCUGAUUUGGGUGAUAAGAGAGUAGCAGUAAUUGAUAGUGAUAGCUUCUAUAAGACACCUGUACCCGGAGAAUCUUGUUCAAUUAGUGAAUAUAACUUUGACCAUCCAAAUGCGGUUGAUUUUGAUCUGUUAUAUGAUGUCCUUGAAAGAUUAGGCAGGGGAGAGGGUGCUGAAAUUCCAAACUACUGUUUUAAACAGCACAAGAGAUUAGAAACAGUUAGAUAUGUUUCUCCUGCCUCUAUUAUAAUAGUAGAGGGUAUAUUUGUACUUUAUGAUCCAAGGAUUCGACGCCUCUACAAUAUGUCAAUAUUUGUAGAUACAGAUGAUGAUAUUCGUCUAAUAAGGAGAAUUAGAAGAGAUUUUUCUGAAAGAGGACGUCAAGUAGAUGAAAUAUUGGCUCAAUAUGAGAAAACAGUAAAACCAUCAUAUGAUGAGUAUAUAUAUCCAACAAGGAGAUAUGCAGAUCUAGUGAUACCACACUACCCAAAUGAAGUUGCAGUAGAUUUGGUAGUACAACACUUAAGAUAUAAGUUGAAAAUAGAUGAUCUACGUGUUAUUUACUCAAAUUUACAUAUUAUACCAUCUAACUGUCAAAUAAGGCAUAUGCAUACAAUUAUUAGGAAUAAGAAUACAUCCGGCAUAGAUUUCGUAUUUUGGGCUGAUAGGCUUAUUAGAAUUGUGGUAGAGAAUGCCCUGGGUCAUUUACCUUUUGAAUAUCAAACAGUAGAAACCCCCAUUGGGGUGCUUUAUGAUGGUGUAACCUGCAAUUUUAAGGACAAAUUAUGUGCUGUUUCUAUUGUUCGUGGGGGUGAGAGUAUGGAACUUGGAAUAUCUGCUAUUUGUAGGGAUAUACCUAUUGGGAAACUUCUUAUGGAAUUUCAAGAUCCAAAUACUGAGUUAGAUGCAUCUUUUGAAAAGACUAAGAUUCUUUACUGUAAACUUCCAAGUGAUAUUAAUUCUAGAUAUGUAUUUAUAUUAGAUCCAGUUUUGGGAAAUGGAUUUGCUGUAUCUUCAGCAAUUAAAUAUCUAAUAGAUAGGGGAGUACUACAACAUAAAAUAUUAAUUUUGAGUCUUCUUGCGGCUCCAAAUGCAAUUCAUAGAAUUUGCAGGCAAUUUCCUGCUGCUACUUUGAUAACUACAGAGAUAGAAAAGGGUGUUACAGAUGAAGGUUAUGUAAUCCCAGGAGUAGGUGCAUUUGCAGAUAGGUACUUUGGGACAGAGUAA
Molecule: messenger RNA, 1347 nt
Organism: Cryptosporidium muris RN66
Lineage: Eukaryota; Apicomplexa; Conoidasida; Eucoccidiorida; Cryptosporidiidae
Product: phosphoribulokinase / uridine kinase family protein
Exons: 1
Coding region: 1-1347 (448 amino acids)
Cellular component (GO): cytoplasm
Molecular function (GO): kinase activity; ATP binding
Source: RefSeq, a predicted model, not a curated record